UGUUAAGCACGUGGUUCUGUGCUUUUGUCUGAACCCGUGUGGUAAACUACUUGUGAGUGAAUAGUGCUCAGUGACACUGGGCAGGAUUAGCACAGGAAUAGUGUGGUGCUGCUGAAAGGCCAGUGCUUCAGUUAUGUCAUUGUGCUGUUCAGGCUCUCAUUUCUACCAGCAGCUUCUCUAAACACACAGCUGGGGCUCAGCUAAUUGCUCACUUUGUUUUUGAUGACUCCUGUUUACAGGUCCUCACCUGAUAAGAACAUGGAGAAUAACCAAACAUUUCUGUACUUUGCAUAUGGUAGUAACCUUCUAAAGGAGCGUCUCCAGCUCAAGAAUCCCUCUGCAACAGUGUACUGCGUGGCAAGGCUCAAGGAUUAUAAAUUGGUGUUUGGCAACUCCAAAGGUCUAGCCAGUGACCGCUGGCAUGGUGGUGUGGCCACCAUAGAAGACAGCCCAGGGGACGAGGUGUGGGGUGUGGUGUGGCGGAUGAGCAUAUCUGAUCUAGAGUCACUAGACAAUCAAGAGAAUGUGAUGUUAGGUGCUUACCGACCUGUGGAAUUAUCAGUGAAGACAAAAGGUCAAGAUAUCAGCUGUCGGACCUACAUAAUGAACAGCUGUGUGUAUGCCAGACCAUCACCACAAUAUCUACAGGUGAUUGUAAUGGGAGCAGAGCAAAAUGGCUUGCCAAAGGAGUACCAGGAGAAACUUAGAGCCAUUAAGACCAACAUGUAUGACGGUCUCCUACCAAUGAUGACUGAGCUGGAACAAGCCAGAACAAGAGUUAAAGAAAGAGCCAACCAAUGAUCUGAUGUCUGGUAAUACAAAAAAAAAAAAAAGCUUGUCGUUAAUUAAAAUGAAAAAGUUAGAAUCUUUACUGAAUAUUAUAGUCUGACAUAAUUUGAAAGAAAUGAAAGACAGGAAACAAGAA
Poecilia latipinna (sailfin molly) is the source of this 925-nucleotide messenger RNA. It is a transcript of the gene ggctb, whose product is annotated as gamma-glutamylcyclotransferase b. The transcript is spliced from 4 exons. NCBI's taxonomy places the organism in Eukaryota, Metazoa, Chordata, Actinopteri, Cyprinodontiformes, Poeciliidae. The record is from RefSeq and is a predicted model, not a curated record. Gene Ontology annotation, molecular function: gamma-glutamylcyclotransferase activity. Bases 223 to 801 code for a protein of 192 amino acids.